This is a messenger RNA of Topomyia yanbarensis, 891 nucleotides long. RefSeq lists its product as uncharacterized. The record is from RefSeq and is a predicted model, not a curated record. Lineage: Eukaryota; Metazoa; Arthropoda; Insecta; Diptera; Culicidae. Bases 200 to 850 code for a protein of 216 amino acids. The transcript has 3 exons.
UCCCACCUGGAUUCCGCUACAACAGAAGAGAGAAAAUUACGUUGUGAAGCCACAAAUCACAUCGAAUAGUGAAUCUAUCAAGCCCAAAACACCACAACAUACUUUAUCUCUCUACAAUCACGUUGACUUAGUACUAAAACAACCGCCGGAAGUUCUUGAAAAUCGAUCGAAUUAUUUGAACCCGGAAAACAAAACAAAUAUGCUACAAACACCGCAAACAGUACAUGGAUCACGCAGAAAAUACGUCCCAGUAUUUGAAACCAUUUACUCGGUUGAUGACCAUAGUGAAGUUGACCGUGAGAUCAUCUCAGAAAUAGCCAAUAAACCUCACUCCGUGCCGCAAACUUUACCUGAACGAAAUAAGGUGACAGCUGCAAGUAGUUUCAACUUAAGAUCAAACAAAUGCGAAGAAGCCGAUAUUGAACAAUCCGAAUCUUGGACAAAAUUAGAAUCACAAAUUGGCAAUUUAAUAGCCCUCACAAGGGACCUUCAGGCGGAAAACGAUUACCUUCAAAGUGUACGCUACGAUCAACUAUUGCCGUUUCUGAACGCCUUCGUCGCUUGCAUGUCGUUUCUCGAAGGCAAUUCAAUCAAGCAGUCCUUUCAACAGAAUUUGCGACGUUGUUCCGAAGAAGAAUUACUUCAAAACAUUCUAUCCACGGUCGGUCACCUGGAAUUCAGGAGCAUUCAGCAUAAGAAAGUCAUUCGGAUGCUCGAACGUAGAAACAGCCGCUAUCGAUUGCAAAUAUCUGUACUGGAACAGUGUAUACGGAGGUAUGAGAGACGGAACAAAUCGCUUCGUGAUAAACUCGUGAUGCUUCGUAGAAGUUGUGUGCAAAAUCUGACAUAAAUGGUAUGGAAUUGUUUGUCGAUUCAUACCUUUCUUCGCUG